Molecule: messenger RNA, 2843 nt
Organism: Diabrotica virgifera virgifera (western corn rootworm)
Lineage: Eukaryota; Metazoa; Arthropoda; Insecta; Coleoptera; Chrysomelidae
Exons: 2
Coding region: 339-2843 (834 amino acids)
Source: RefSeq, a predicted model, not a curated record
UUUCACACUUGCCGGCACACGUGGCAUGUAAACCUUUUUAAUUGUCUUUUUCUUAUGUGUUAGUGUAGAAAAUAAUUUGUCAAUUUGGUCUUUUACACCAUGUAUUUUUUAAUAUUUGACUCAAUCAAUGAGUGGUGCGUGAAUUUGUCACCUGUGAGUAUAACAUCCACGGAAAGCAAAUCUCAAUAACUUAUUCCUGAUGAUGAAAAUAAACAUUUUCGAAAGCUUGAAACUUAGUUAAAAGAGUACACUUAUUUCACCGCUGCAUAUCCCAAUAACCUCAGAAUUCCGUUUUCUACGUUGUCAGCAAAGACUUCUUUUCCUUUUCUUUUUAAGGCAUGGGAUUUUAUCAGAACAUCGCAUAUCGCUAUGGUGACCUCGCUGUACGGGCACUCAAGGAUUGGUCAAAGACUAAACAAAAAUUGGCAAGAGAAUACAAUAAAAGAUGUUUUUUAUUAAGAUGUAGAUCAUCAAACAUUUCACCUACACACAUCAUACACUCCACUUCAUCCAUCACUAAAUUAUUACAAAGACAGGACAUCCAGUCGAACAAGGAUGCUUUACAAUUUACCAGGUUAGAAAACAGAAUUUUGAAUUUAGAAAUUUCUAAUUGCAUUAAAGUCAUUAACAAUUUAGAGUCUAAUUUAUCUAAACUCAAAAGAGACAUCAUUGACUUUACUUCUGAAUUCAUUUUUAACAACUUUUCUAGUAAACAACAAGUUUUAUAUAACAAAACUUUUCAUAAAACCAAAUUAGUAAAUACUAACAAAUAUAAUAGAUUAUUUAAUCAAGAACUGAACUUGAAACUAAAGACAAAACCGGGUUGGAUUAAGAACCUCUCCAAUGUAACCUUGCCCGAUGAUAUUUCUAGAUUUUUGUCUUUGGGUCCAAAGUUCAGUAUAGAACCUAUUGUAGGGAAAGAUAUCCCUAUCAGGGAUAUGUUGGCUGACGUUGAAACAAUUAUGCACUCUGUCACGGAUGCACAACUGAGGGACGUACUAGUAGCUAAAUCUACGUACAUCAUUACUGAUUAUGUACAUAAAAAUAACAGUAAGAGUAGCUUUAACUUCUACAGAGCUAUGUUACAUAAAACUCGUAAGUUUCUUAGUGAAAACACUAACAUUAUUGUCAUGCCUUCUGACAAAUGUAAUGUAACUGUAGUUCUGGAGAAGCAGAGAUACUUAGAUCUAUGUCUCGAAUUGCUAAAUUCUGAUAACAUAUAUGAGAGAUUGAACAGAGAUCCAACUAAUACUGUUCAAACUAAAUGCAAUAACCUCAUCAAGGAAUUAUGCAGUUUGGGACAAAUAGAUGAUGAUACAAAGAAAAAAUUAACAGGGUAUAAGGGUGUCAUACCCAAGUUUUACGCUUUACCUAAGAUUCAUAAACCACAGCUUUCGGUACGUCCCAUUGUUGCAUGCAUUGGUUCACCUACUAAUUUAUUAGCAUCUUUUUUGACUGAGAUUUUGACCAAUGCAUAUGUCUCUAAUGAAUAUGACGUAAAAAGUUCUUUUGAUGUCUUUAACAGUUUUAACAACUAUCAGUUACCUGAGGGCUAUGUUCUUAUCAGUCUGGAUGUAGUCUCUUUGUUCACUAAUGUACAUCUAGAUGCAGCCUUAAUAGCUGUUGAAAACAAUUGGAAUUUUAUUAGUUCUCAUUGCAAUAUUAGCUUGGAAUCUUUCAAAAAACUCAUCUCCUUUCUUUUUAAUAACACCUAUUUCACAUUUAAUAAUACUGUGUUUAGACAAACACAAGGGACUCCUAUGGGAGGUACUAUCUCUCCCAUUCUGGCCUGUUAUGUGAUGGAUCAUUUACUGGAUAUGGUGAUCCCAGAAUUGUCCUUCUAUAUUCCUUUUGUUAAAAAGUAUGUGGAUGACUUAAUCCUCGCUAUUCCUAGCAAUAGAUCAGCUGAAAUUUUGCAAGUAUUCAAUAGUUAUGACCCUCUAUUACAGUUCACAAUUGAACAUGAGGAUGAUCUAUGCUCAGUCCCCUUUCUUGAUACCCGGUUCAUUAGAACCCAUAACAACUCCCUGAGAAUUGACUGGCAUAGAAAACCUCAUAGUUCUGGACGUUUUCUUAACUAUUGGUUAUAUCAUCGACACUCAAUAAAAAUCAACUUGAUUAAGCAAAUGAAGGCUAGAAUCAUAGCUAUCAGUGAUCCUUCUUGCCAUCAGAAGAACCUGAGAAUCCUGUCUAACCUUUUUAUCGACAACUCUUAUCCAAAACACCUAGUCACCAAGAUAUUAUUCAGUUUGACCCCUGACAUAAUACGCCAUAAUGAUGAGUUGCAAAUUACUGUUACAAGCGGAGAACAAAAUGCCAAUUGUUUAUAUACUUCUUUAAAAUACGUGAAAGGCAUAACACCCAGACUGGCUAGACUGUUUAAAGACAUCCCUAACUUGAAAAUAGCCUUUAAAACAUCUUUAACUUCACGAUCUAUAUUUUCAAAGGUUAAGGACAAGAGUGACAUUAGGGAUUGUUCUAACGUUGUCUACCAGAUUCCCUGUAACAACUGUAAUUUGGUAUAUGUUGGACAAACCGCACGCAAUUUAGGUAGUCGUUUAGUUAGUCACCGCAGUGAUAGCAGAUUAUAUCCUGAAAGAUCUGCUCUUGCCGAACAUGUUAAUAAAGAACAUCACAAAAUGAAUUACGAAUCGGUCAGAGUUUUAGCUUCUGAAUCCAACUAUACUAAAAGACUGUUCUUAGAGAUGGCUUUCAUUUCGCAGAAUUCUAAUGCAAUGAACAAAAGGAGUGACAUAAAUCAAUUAAGCUCUAUUUACUCAUAUCUAUUAUGUUUAGACAACUAUCCUCAUUUCAAUGAUGUCUUAUCAACUGAUUCAUUGUAA